AUGGUUGCCACUACGCGGUCCUCAUUCAAGAACCCGCCCCCUCUAACAGCUAUUGGUUCUACGGCAUCUCGCUGGUUUUACGUCCUCGUGGGCGUAGCCUUCUUACAAACUUCACUAACAUUAAGCCCCAUACCAGUACCAGAAGAUGAGUGGGUUGAAUUUGCGAGGAUGCUUCGGGAUCCGGCGUUUCGUCUUCCAACGACCACACGCCCGAGACAUUAUCAAGUAACACUGACUCCAUAUUUCGAUGUUGUACCAGCCAACGUGAACCCCUUCACUUUUGACGGCGAAGUUACUAUUUACACUUCUCCCACAGUAGCAAACGUUAACGAAGUUGUUAUCCACUGCAACGACUUGACCAUUCAAAGCCUUUCAAUUGGCUACCAAAGUGGAACGAAUGUGGUAGAUAUAACAGCCACCGGCCAGACUUUCGCCUGUGAGAUGCCUUACAGUUUCCUUAGAAUCAGAACCACUGAAGCUUUAGUACUCAAUAGAGAAUACAUAAUUAAAAGCACUUUUAGAGGAAAUCUGCAAACUAACAUGAGAGGCUUUUACAGAAGUUGGUACGUUGAUAACACCGGUAGGAGAUGGAUGGGUACUACCCAAUUCCAACCUGGUCAUGCUCGCCAAGCGUUCCCUUGUUACGAUGAGCCUGGAUUCAAAGCCACCUUUGAUAUUACCAUGAACAGAGAAGCAUCCUUCAGUCCGACUAUUUCAAACAUGCCUAUUAGAACGACCAACACUCUUGCAAAUGGUCGCGUUUCUGAAACUUUUUGGACGACACCGGUUACCUCUACCUACUUGUUGGCUUUUAUCGUUUCACAUUACACUGUUGUAUCUACUAACAACAAUGCUCUACGACCUUUCGAUAUCUAUGCCCGUAACAAUGUUGGUCGCACUGGUGAUUGGUCUUUGGAGAUCGGAGAGAAACUUUUGGAGGCUAUGGAGGCAUACACUCAAAUUCCAUAUUAUACAAUGGCCGAAAAUAUUAACAUGAAACAAGCGGCAAUUCCUGAUUUCUCUGCUGGUGCUAUGGAAAACUGGGGUCUAUUGACUUACAGGGAAGCUUUGAUACUUUAUGAUCCGUUGAAUUCAAACCAUUUCUACAAACAGCGCGUGGCUAACAUCGUAGCCCACGAAAUAGCUCAUAUGUGGUUUGGAAAUUUGGUCACUUGCGCCUGGUGGGACAACUUGUGGCUAAACGAAGGCUUUGCUAGAUUCUAUCAAUAUUAUUUGACGGCAUCGGUUGCACCUGAGCUGGGCUAUGAGACGCGUUUUAUCGUUGAGCAAGUCCAAAUGGCUAUGUUCUCGGAUUCCGUUGACACCGCUCAUGCACUGACAGAUCUCAAUGUAAAUGAUCCGACCACAGUCAGCGCGCACUUUUCUACAAUAACCUACGCGAGAGGUGCUGCCAUUCUCAGGAUGACUCAACACUUACUUGGAGUCGAAACCUUCGUUAAAGGCCUCCGCAACUAUCUCCGUGAAAGACAAUUCAAUGUUGCUGAGCCUCAUCACCUUUUCACGGCUUUGGAUGCGGCUGCUGUGGAAGAUGGCGCUUUGAACGGCUAUGGCGGUAUUACAAUUGAUACCUACUUCAGGACUUGGUCUGAAAAGGCCGGACAUCCACUUCUGACUGUCACUAUUAACCAGAGAACUGGGGAAAUGAUUGUUACACAGGAAAGAUGGGAACGCAAUACUGGCGUUUCACAAUUCCCGAGCCUAUGGCACAUACCGAUCACCUGGACUAGGGCUGGAGCACCCGAAUUCGAAGACUUGAAACCAUCGCAAUUCAUCUCGCAACAAGUGACCUCCAUUAACAGAGGCACCACUGGGUUGGAGUGGGUAAUAUUCAACAAGCAAGAAUCCGGCUUCUACAGAGUCAACUACGACGAUACCAAUUGGGCUCUCCUGACUAGAGCUUUGAGGUCGUCGUCCCGAACUGCCAUUCAUCAACUGAACCGUGCUCAGAUUGUGGACGAUCUUUUCCAAUUGGCCCGAGCAAAUGUGAUGAAGUACAACAGAGCAUUCAACAUUCUAUCCUUUCUGCAAUUUGAAGACGAAUAUGCUCCAUGGUUGGCGGCCAUCAGCGGCUUCAACUUCCUCAUCAGGAGACUGGCUCAUGAUUCUACUAAUGCGGCACUUUUACAAAAACUUAUUCUAGAGCUAAGUCCCGCGGUAGUAGCUAAACUCGGUUACCUAGAGCCAGAGAAUGGCUCCUAUAUGACUGAUCUUCAAAGAAUGUACGUAAUGGAAUUCCUUUGCAACGUGGGACACGAAGAAUGCAAUAACUUUGGAACCCAGGCCUUCCGAAGGUGGAGCACCGGUACUUUUAUCCCGGCUAACAUGCGCCCGUGGGUAUACUGCGCUGGACUACGUCACGGCACGGCCGAAGACUUCAACUUCUUCUGGAACCGCUACCUUCAGGAAGAUCUGUCCAGUGAGAAGGUGGUAAUGCUCAACGUUGCUGGCUGUACUACUGACCAGGCCAGUCUGAAUCGAUUCCUGGAUGCGAUUGUCUCAGGAAACGACGAUAUUAGACCACAAGACUACAAUGCUGCUCUAACCUCCGCUAUUACAUCCAAUGAGAUAAACACUCUGAGAGCGUUCCAAUGGCUCAGGAAUAACGUUGACCAGGCGACCAGAACCCUAGGCAGCGUUUCCACGAUCUUGAACACAAUAAUUGGACGUCUCCUCAACGAGGAACAGAUAAAUGAGGUUUCGAACUGGUUGACGGCCAACCAAAACACCCUGGGAGCCACAUACAGCACGGCGCUACGAGCUAUCGAGACCACGCGGUCGAACCUCGUCUGGUCACAGCAGAGAAUUUCAGAAUUCACGAACUACUUCGAGUCAGGCUACGUGGAGGAUGUCAUUGAGGAGAUCACCGAGGCACCGCCUACUGCUCCCCCGACCGCCCCACCAACCGAAGCUCCAGCUGUCACCCCUGCACCCGAUUCAGCAAACGUCGCAGCCCUAAGCUUUAUCACACUUAUCAUCACCUUAGCUGUCAAUUUGGCGUAA
Messenger RNA from Bombyx mandarina (wild silkworm), 3021 nucleotides. It is a transcript of the gene Apn1, whose product is annotated as aminopeptidase N. The record is from RefSeq and is a predicted model, not a curated record. Gene Ontology annotation, molecular function: metalloaminopeptidase activity; peptide binding; zinc ion binding. NCBI's taxonomy places the organism in Eukaryota, Metazoa, Arthropoda, Insecta, Lepidoptera, Bombycidae. Gene Ontology annotation, cellular component: membrane; cytoplasm. Gene Ontology annotation, biological process: peptide catabolic process; proteolysis.